Molecule: messenger RNA, 4150 nt
Organism: Drosophila grimshawi
Lineage: Eukaryota; Metazoa; Arthropoda; Insecta; Diptera; Drosophilidae
Gene: Chsy
Product: chondroitin sulfate synthase 1
Exons: 5
Coding region: 1021-3498 (825 amino acids)
Cellular component (GO): Golgi cisterna membrane
Molecular function (GO): glucuronosyl-N-acetylgalactosaminyl-proteoglycan 4-beta-N-acetylgalactosaminyltransferase activity
Source: RefSeq, a predicted model, not a curated record
ACACGCAUACAUAAACACAAACAUACACACAAAAACGCACAACCACCAACCAGCAACCAACAAUUCUGCAAACGAGCCGCAAAAAUUAAAUUUUUCCUUAUUUUCUUCUGUUAUUUUGUGUAAGACAGUACCCGUAUUAAAAAUGUAAACAUUUUCAAAGAAAAACUUUAUUAAAAUUGAACAAAAUUGAAACGUGUACAUAACAAGUUGUUGCUAUAUGCUCUGUGGAUCGACCUUUGCGAACUUAUCGUCGUAACAGCGGCAAUAAAGCAACAUCAGCUAAAAAUAAUAAUUAAACAGCGCAUGUUUGUUUCACUUACUCUGCGAAUGUGUGCCUCUGUGUGCGUGUGUGUGUGUGUGUGUGCGUGAGUGUGUGUAUGUGUUGUCUUUGCAUCGGUGUUCAAGUUGAAAGCCCAGCACAUUAAUUGCCCCAACGCUGUAUAAUGAACAACAGUUGAACAACAGUCGUUUUAGUGUUUCCCAGCUGCAAAUUAUUCAACAUUUAUAUGCACCACAUAUCAAACUUUUGUUGGGUCUGCAAAAAGCAAUUUCGAUUCGCAUUCGCUUCAAAUUCGCAUUUUUUCUCGAGUUUCGCGCGCUCUUUUGUAUCUGUGUGCGUGUGUGUGUGUGUGUCAGUCUCACAUUUCCUGCCCAGUGUCUGCCAACCAACGACAGACAAACCAACAUACAAUUGAGCUUGAGACACGACACUCAGAUUGCCUCAGUGUCGUAGACGUAGCCUAGAGAUACUUAUCCGUCCGGUCGUCGCUCCCUUUCCCUAUUUGUCUCCGUCUCUAUUCCGAUUUUUACGUGUGAAUUGUGCAAAAUUAUCAACCCACAAGAGAUUACUGACAAAGCAAAAAACCUUAAUCGUCUGGCACCAGCCUUAAUCUGGUUGGCACUGCACAACAUUUCGGAUUGGUGGCAACAACACAAAAGCAACAAACACGAACAAAAUCAUUUGAGGCAGCGCCUCCAUGUCCGUGGGGUGAACGUUAAGUGGACUCUCCCUCCAACACAAUGCUGCAGCACACAAUGACGAAGCGUAAAACGCUAAUCAUGGCCUGGUUUGGGAUUGUGCUGGGCCUGUGCAUCGGCACCGUUCUGAAGAACUAUCGAGCCCUGGAGUUAGUCAAGCACUGCAGCCUGCGGCCCACAAAUAUGAAAUCACCGCACGAAAUCAUUGGUCUCGAUAAUAAAGAUACCAUACAGAACUCUCAGCGCAAUUUGGUAUUUGUGGGCGUUAUGACCGCCAAGAACUUUAUUGAGGGUCGGGCACGUGCCGUGUACGAUACGUGGGGCAAGGAGGUGCCCGGACGGAUUGCGUUCUUUAGCUCGGAGGGCAGUUACUCGGAUGAGCUGCCCGUUGUUGGUCUCAAGAAUGUCGAUGAUCGCUAUCCUCCACAAAAGAAAUCAUUCAUGAUGCUUUACUAUAUGUACGAGCAUUAUAUUGAUCGAUUCGAGUGGUUCAUUCGAGCAGAUGACGAUGUGUACAUCGAGCCAGACAAGCUGGAGCGGUUCCUUCGCUCCAUUGACAGCUCAAAGCCACAGUUCAUUGGGCAAGCCGGCAAGGGCAAUAGCGAAGAGUUUGGCCUGCUCUCUCUUGAAUUCGAUGAGAACUUUUGCAUGGGCGGCCCCGGCGUCAUCCUUAGCAGCGAGACACUGCGUCGCGUCGCACCACACAUACCCACCUGCCUGAAGAAUCUGUACAGCACCCACGAGGAUGUUGAGGUGGGGCGUUGCGUGCAAAAGUUUGCCGGCAUACCCUGCACCUGGAACUAUGAGAUGCAGUAUAUAUUGCGGCACAAUUCGAGCGGACGCAACGCGUAUACGGGCAAACUGAAGCGCAAGGAGAUCCACAAUGCCAUCACGCUGCAUCCGAUCAAGCAGGCGCCGCUAAUGUAUCGUCUGCACUCCUACAUCCAGGGGCUCAAGGCGGAGGAGCUGCGUCAGGAGUCGCUACUGCUGCAUCGCGACAUCAAGCGGAUGGCCAAAUAUUUGGAGGUGCCAGAUGAUAGCACAUAUAUGCUACCCAGCGUCUCACCAGCAGCCGUAUCGGACAAGGAGAAAGGCAAACAAUACUUUGAAGAUCAUAACAUUUUAGGCAUUAGUCCGGAGCUGAAUAAAUUUGUGCCUGCAAGCACAGCGGAUCUCUUGGACUGGUCUUUUAUAUCGCGAAGCCUGUAUUCGGCUGGCUCAGCGAAUCCCAAGCAGAAAAUCGAUUCGGCGAUGCGCGAAGGACUCGAGGAUGUCAUAACCGAGGUGAUGGAGAACAUCAAUUACUAUUCGCGACAACGCGGUCGUGUCAUUGAGUUUCGUGAGCUGCUUUAUGGCUACCAUCGGCUGGAUGCAUUGCAUGGCCAGGAUCUGAUACUCGACCUCUUGCUCAUCUACAAGAAAUAUAGGGGCAAGAAGAUGACGGUCCCCGUGCGGCGGCAUCUCUAUGUGCAACGCGCCUUUACUGGCAUCUUUGUCAAGGAGUUGGACGAGGACUUUUACAAUGUGACGCUGCAGCAAAGUUUGCUGGGCAGCCUCCUGCAAAACAGCAUGGCGCGUCUGAGCAGUCACUUUACAAUUGCCAGCAAUCUGAUGGCUCCACAGCAGGACAAGAUCGUGUUCGUGCUGCCCAUUGCUGGCCGGCUGGCGACCUUUCAGCGCUUUCUGCACACUUAUGAGCGUGUCUGUAUUGAAGCUGAGUCCCACUGCGAUCUGCUGGUGGUCAUCUUUGGCCCAACCGACGAGCUGACCGAUCAUCUGCGGCUGCUCAACGAGCUGCGUGACCGAUACAUCUACAAGCAGAUCAACUAUAUACAGCGUAGUGGACAAUUCUCGCGCGGCGUUGCUUUAGAUAUUGCCGCACGCUCCUCCUACAUACAGCAGCAGGACAUUAUACUGUUCAUUGACGUCGAUAUGGUGUUUGGCGUGGAGACGCUUCAGCGCGUCCGGAUGCACACGCAACGCGGCCGGCAAGUGUAUCUGCCCAUUGUGUUUAGCCAGUAUGAUCCGAAGCGUCGUGGAACUGACAGCGGUUUCGAAUCGCUGCCGAUUGACGAUGAGAAUGGUUAUUUCCGGCAGUUUGGCUUUGGCAUUUGUGCCAUUUACAAAUCGGACAUACUGGAUGAUGAUAUUAAUGGCUUUGACAAGGACAUCACUGGCUGGGGACUGGAGGAUGUAAAGUUUCUUGAGAAGAUUGUACGCGUCGGUACGCGACAACAUGGAUUUCUAUCAAACACUGCCGAAGUGCCGCUCGACUAUAAUGAGGCCGCUGAACAGUGGCGACGCCUCAGCGUUUUUCGUGCCCCAGAUCCGACGUUGGUGCACAUCUACCAUGACAUUAGCUGCGAUGUGCAGCUAGAUGCGCCACAGUACAAUAUGUGCCUUGGCACUAAAGCCAACUCAUUGGGCAGCACCCGACUAAUGGAGCAGCUGUUCUUUAACAAUCGCCAGAACAUCGACUUCAUCACCGUGCUCAAUCUUCGAAAGCAACAGGCCAGUUGAUGAAUUGGCUUCGCCGCCACUCUGGCAUUUUCCAUUAUAGUAUUACGCUAAAAGUUUCCUAUCUGUGUGUGAGUGUGUAUGUGAGUGUGUGUGUGUGUGUGCACGGACUCCUUGCCAGCAAAAAUACCAAAUUGGAAAGCUCUUGCAAAACUAUUAAGUGUUGUUCCUAUUAUAGUUGAGACCUACUUAAAUGCCACGUUCCUUACCAAAUUAUGUAAUGAAAUUUAUGUUAUAAUUAUAGAAAGAUAUAUAUUUAUUUAAUUUUGAAUGACUUCAAAUCAAAUUUACCAGAAUUUGUGGUUGAAAAUAUAAUUUUUUGGCCCUAAUCAUAUGUAUAUAUGUGUAUGUACAUAGAUAUAUUAAAAUUAAACUUAAGGAUAAGAUAUGCUAAUGACCAGGCCAGGAACAACUCAUAAAAUUUUCUUGUCUUAAUUAUAUUUUCCUUAUAUAUGUAUGUCCGUAUAUAAACGGGGCCAGAUAUUUACAAUGAUGUAUUUGUAGUAUUGUAUACUAAUAAUUAGGUUUUUGCAGGGGCAUGUUUUCACAGUAAUGUAUUAAACAACAAGGAACAAAUGAUCGAGGUUGCUCGGUGCAGCCCAGUUUCGUCGUAAUAGUUAUUAAUAAAUAGCAUGCAUUGUUUUCAAAUUACAAA